Labeo rohita (rohu) is the source of this 2757-nucleotide messenger RNA. RefSeq names its product nephronectin. NCBI's taxonomy places the organism in Eukaryota, Metazoa, Chordata, Actinopteri, Cypriniformes, Cyprinidae. Gene Ontology annotation, cellular component: membrane. The transcript has 12 exons. Bases 111 to 1817 code for a protein of 568 amino acids. Gene Ontology annotation, molecular function: calcium ion binding. The record is from RefSeq and is a predicted model, not a curated record.
CCCGCUCUCCAGACGCGAACUUCUGCGCGGAGCGAGCGAAUCGUUUUCGCGGAGACUGAAAUGAGAUUCGGCGUGGAAAAACUGCAGAUAAUCUGAUCGGAUGUGUGUUUAUGAUGGAUGUGACGCUGUUCUUCUCUGUCGUUUGUGUUAUUUGUGCGGCUGCGGGUUCAGAAACAAUCCGGUCUUCCAGACCACUGCUGCUGUCUGAUGGAUUGUGUCAGUAUGGAUGGACCAGAAACUUAAAGGGCCAGUGCAGACCCGUGUGUGAGUCGGGCUGUAAACACGGCGAGUGUGUUGGACCGGAUCAGUGCCGCUGUCAUCCAGGAUUCACCGGCAAGACCUGCAACCAAGAUGUGAACGAGUGUGCGUUCAGGCCGUGCAAGUACAGGUGUAUGAACACACCGGGCAGUUAUAAAUGCUACUGUCUCAACGGCUACAUGAUGAUGGCUGACGGCACGUGUCGCAACGCUCGUACGUGUGCGAUGGCUAACUGUCAGUACGGCUGUGCAGUGAUGAAAGGCGAGGUCAGAUGUCAGUGUCCGUCUCCAGGGCUGCGUCUCGCUCCUGACGGCAGGACGUGUGUCGAUGUGGAUGAGUGUGUGACGGGUCAAGCCUCGUGUCCAAGGUUUCGUAAGUGUGUGAACACGUUCGGCAGUUACGUCUGCAGAUGCCACGAAGGGUUUGAGCUUCGGCACAUCAACGGAAAAUACCACUGCACAGAUAAAAAGUUUUCAUCUAUUUGCUAUGACAAGCCUGGACACAAGAAAUGCAAAUGCACGCCGAACGUUGAUGGAAAGGGUUACGACUGCAAAUCUGUUUUUAAAGUCACCGUUGAGCCUGCAAGACCAGUCCAUGUUACAGUCAGCCUGACAACCAUCUCCACGGCAACAACUCCCAUGACAACCACCAGAGAAACAACUACAACAACAACCACGACAACAACUACAGCCGCUCCCACGACUACAGUUACUAUAGCAACUUCUGUUCCGACAAGCACUGCUGUGACGACAGUAACACCGACUACUGUUGCUAUAACAACAACAACAACAACAGCUACAACUACAACUGUUGCUACGACCACAAGUCCAACUACAACAUCCACAUCACCAGCACCGACAACUGCAGACACACUUCCAACUACAACCACAACAACAGCAGCACCUGUAGUGAGAACAACCGCACAGAUGAGCUCAACUACAACACUAGACAACCGCAUUCACAGAGAGAACACAGCCAAACCACGAGGAGAUGUGCACAUUCCACGUUACGAGAACAACCUGUUUGACUGGGACUUUGAUGUUGAGCUGGGAAACACAGAGGAGUUUAUACGAGACGAUCCAGCCGCUGCUGUUGUGAGCUGCUCAUUUGAUGAGGGUUUGUGCAUUUGGAUGACGGACUCAGAAGGAGAUCUGAAAUGGGAAAUCAAAGACGACCCCGCUGGUGGGCGGUACCUGUCAGUACCAGAGGCUACGAACAGACGGAGUGUCAAAGGGGCGCGGCUUACGGUGCCGCUGGCCCCUCCCACAAAGGCGUGGCAGGGCGGCGACCUCUGUCUGUCAUUCAGACACCGUCUCCAUGGACACCACAUUGGCUCGCUGCAGGUGUUUGUCAGGAAGGGGCGGAGUCACAAUCCAUCCAUCUGGAACAGGACCGGAGGACACGGCUGGAGACACGCCCACAUCACACUUGAGGGGCGGGGCCUUGUUGAUAUUGUGCUGAAGGCAGAGAGACGGCGAGGGAAGCAUGGAGAAAUCGCUGUGGAUGAUUUUAGUCUGAGACGAGGAGCCUGCAGUGAUGGACACGACAGGACAGUGUGACACACACACACACACACACUGUGUGUAAUGAAACUGUCCCGCAGGAGCAGACAGGUCAACAUUUAUAUUCAUGAGGACAUCCACAUCUUUAUUUACCAUGAAUCUGCAGAUUUGUGCAGAACUGCACCAAAUUGCCUUGCAUAUUUAUUAAAUGUUAUUGAUUAUUUUGUUUUCGGAUAACAGUAAGAGUGUUGGUGCUAUCGGCGUUUGCAUAUAUGCAUUCAAUUUGACAGAUUUCACCCCAAAAUCAGCACAGAAUGUGAAGCACAUCUGACACAUAAUACCUGAUCAGUAUAUUCAUCCACAAACACAAAAACUCUUAUUGUGUCGUAAACGUCUUACAGGGUGAGUCUCAUGUGAAAAUCUGUCCAGGUCACAUUUCAGAGUCAAAGGAAAUUAUAUUUUGUAGUUUUUUCUACUAUGAUUAUAGUAUGAUUUCUGUUUAUUUUCUUAUUUAAUGCAUCCAUUACUUUUUUCAGUAUUUCCAUUAAUGAUCAUUCUUAUUUAACCUUUUAACUGUCAACCCAUCUGAAUCAAAAGAUUCACAAAACCGCUCUUAAAGUUCCGAUGUAAAUCAAAUGAUUUGUAAAAUGAUUUGCAACCUCCCUCUGAAGUUCCAAUUUGAAUCAAAAGAUUUGCGAACCUGCUCCUAAAGUUUCGAUCUGACUCAAAUGAUUCACGGAAUUAUUCACAAAACUCGCUCUGAAUUUCCAGUCUGAAUCAAAAGAUUUGCGAACCCGCUCCUAAAGUUUCAAUCUGAAUCAAAAGAUUCACAAAACCUCCUAAAGUUCUGAUCUAAAUAAAAGGAUUUGCAAAAUGAUUUGUGAACCCGCUCUUAGGUUCCAAUUUGAAUCAAAAGAUUUGCAAACCGCGAAAUGAUUCACAAACUCGCUCCGAAUUUCUGAUCUGAAUCAAAAGAUUUGCAAAACUGCUCUUAAAG